Messenger RNA from Drosophila ficusphila, 2631 nucleotides. Its product is annotated as dynein intermediate chain 2, ciliary. Gene Ontology annotation, molecular function: dynein heavy chain binding; dynein light chain binding. Gene Ontology annotation, biological process: outer dynein arm assembly; cilium movement. Lineage: Eukaryota; Metazoa; Arthropoda; Insecta; Diptera; Drosophilidae. The transcript has 8 exons. The coding region runs from base 143 to 2365 and encodes 740 amino acids. Gene Ontology annotation, cellular component: outer dynein arm. The record is from RefSeq and is a predicted model, not a curated record.
UGUCAGAUAACUUAAAAAACAGUCACUCACACUUAUUAUUUUCAGUUAAUUUCAAAAGUGACUAAAUUUUUCGAAUUAUAUUUGGAUAGACUUGAAACCCGAGGGAUUUUCCACACAAGGAAUUCUAUAAUCCGCAUUAACUAUGGCAACCAAAGCGGGAAAAGGCGAUGGGAAGCAGGUCAAAGGGAAACUGAGGACCUCCAAAAACAAGACCGAGGGAGGCGGAGGAGGAGGUGGCGAUGCCGAUGACUUCGAUGCCUGGAUGAAGUCCCGCCAGCUGCUCAAGCCCGAUGACCAGUUGGAGCUCACUGAGGCCGAGUUGGGCGAGGAGGUCACCAAGGUCCUGACCCCCACAAACACCAAUGUGAUCCGGAACCUUGUGGUCUACAGCUUCAAGGAGGGCGAGUUUGUUUUAGCUCCCAUUCCGGGUAACACAGUCACCUUGAUUGCCUUUCCCGGCAACUCACUGCAUGUCGACUCCGAGGAGGGUCGUCGCCAGAUCGAGGAGUCGGAUGAGAUCAGCUACCCACUUCCCAUGCCCAACUACCAGGUGGUGGAGCAGCGCGAAACCGAAAACCUCGACGGAGAAGAGGGUGAGGGCGAAGAGGACGACGAUGGUGCUAACGCCAAGGACGCCGGCGGAGAGGAGGAGGAAGUCGAGGAGGAGGACGACGAGGAGGCCAAGGGCACCGAGGGCGAUGAAGGCGAAGGAGAGGGUGAGGGAGAAAGCGGGGCUGCUCGUCCUGAAGACGGAGAACCCGCCCAACAAGCCGGUCCUGCUUCUUCAAAGAAAAGGAAGCUGAUCAACCAAUUCAACUAUUGCGAACGCGGUGCUCUAACCUAUACAAAUCCCAAAAGGAGUGUGGACACCCAGACAAUUCCACCGCCUCGCUCUCAGUUUGGAGCUAAUGUUCUGCAGUGGGUCAUCUAUGAUUCCUAUAUGGAGAAUUUCGAGGAACAGCAGAAGGAAAGUAGUGGCAAGAAAGAGGAUCGAAAGCGAGGCAGACGGGCCAAGAAGUUCAGGGAUAAGUCCGCCAUUGCCGAGCAGUUAAACAAAAAGUAUCUCAAGUGCUGGCAGAUCCUCGAGCGCAUGAUAAACCAGAAUAUCUACGACGAUAUUGCCCAUGAUUAUCGCUAUUGGGAGGAUCCUGCUGAUGAGUUUCGGGAUGGCGAGGGCAACCUGCUGCCCCUCUGGAAGUUCCAAUACGACAAGACCAAGAAGAUGAAUGUCACAGAUAUCCUAUUUAAUCCUAGCUACUAUGACUUAUUUGCUGUCUGCUUCGGAUCACAUGACUUUAUGAAGCAGACUAACGAGGGUUAUUUGUGUCUCUUCACUGUCAAGAAUCCUUCAUUCCCAGACUACAUAAUUCAAACCGACAGUGGUGUUAUGUGCUGCGAUAUCCAUCCAACAUAUCCUUUUCUGGCGGUUAUCGGUCUCUAUGAUGGAAAUGUGGCAGUGUACAACCUUCGGGAGAAUUGCAAGGAACCCUUGUAUGUUUCCAAAGGAGUAAAGUGCAAGCACGGCGAAUGCGUUUGGCAAAUAAAGUGGGGACUUGACAUGAGCGACGGCGAAGUCAACUUCUUCUCUGUGUCUUCCGACGGGCGGGUCUUCAACUGGAUCCUUAUGCAGAACAAACUGUGGGUCACCACCAUCAUCACAUUGUAUCGGGAAAAUGGACUCGUGGACGGACCAGAUGGAACUAAGGUCAGCCUGAAGAGCGGAGGAUCCUGCAUGGUGUUUCAUCCCCUUGACAAUAAGGUAUUUUUGGUGGGUACCGAAUGUGGAUUCAUCUAUAAAUGCAGCACUGCAUUCAGUUCCAAAUACCUGAUGACCUACAAUGCCCACAACAUGUCCGUUUACCGCAUCGAUUUCAACCGCUUCAACAGCAACAUUUUCGUGUCCUGUGGCGGCGAUUGGAGGGUCAAAGUCUGGGAGGACAUGCGUGCUGAUCCGCUCUUCAUCUUCGAUUUGGGAGCCGCCGUGGGCGAUGUGAAGUGGGCUCCCUAUUCCAGCACCGUAUUCGCUGCAGUGACCACCGAGGGCAAAGUGCACGUUUUCGAUUUAAAUGUGAAUAAAUACAAGCCCAUUUGCGUGCAGGCUGUGGUUCCGAAAAGAAAGAACAAACUUACCAGAUUGGCCUUCAAUGAGAAACUCGCCUUUAUCGUUGUGGGUGAUGAAAAGGGCGUGACCACAUCUCUGAAGCUUUCACCCAAUCUCCGCAUGAUGGUCAAGCCGCCUAAGAAACAACUGUAUCUCGACCAGCAUACACUGCAAGUUAGCAAGUUGGAGAAGCUCCUUUCCCUCGUUCGGGAACUUCCAGAGGGAACAGUAAUUCCCGAUGCAGCCACUACUGUGCGAACAUAAAUCCAACCUUGAAUACUCAAACAUCCCAGCAGUGCAAACACUUAUAGUCUGAUUGUAUGUAUUUUAUUUUACACAUAUAGAUCUGCUGGUUCUAAAAGAAUCUUGAUUCUUCCGUCUUGUGUUGUGUUAUGUUCCUAUUAAUCUAACAAAAAAUUAGCUAUCAACGUGUAAUCGAAGUCUACCAACAAAAGGAACUUAGAUUCAAUGUAAAUGUCACAAAAUUGUAUAAAUGCUUAGAACAGAAAUAAACAUUCAAUAGCACUGUA